Messenger RNA from Asterias rubens (European starfish), 3603 nucleotides. Its product is annotated as bifunctional apoptosis regulator-like. The coding region runs from base 245 to 1621 and encodes 458 amino acids. The transcript has 8 exons. Gene Ontology annotation, biological process: proteasome-mediated ubiquitin-dependent protein catabolic process. Gene Ontology annotation, molecular function: ubiquitin protein ligase activity; protein binding. The record is from RefSeq and is a predicted model, not a curated record. Gene Ontology annotation, cellular component: nucleus. NCBI's taxonomy places the organism in Eukaryota, Metazoa, Echinodermata, Asteroidea, Forcipulatida, Asteriidae.
UACAUAUGUACGUACUGAACUUGUCAAGGCUACUUCUUUGGUUCAUUGUUUCAAUAGAAUCGUUAGGAUUGGACCACCACUGUGCUGUAAUUACGGAUAAUUACACCUCCCUUACACAGGUUGAAAGGAGUGUGAAGGCCAUUGUAAUGGUUUGUCUGAAUUCAAGAGUUACUGGAUGUUGCAUCAUUCACCUUUAAACUGGAACAGGACUUAACUCUAUCUUAGACUACAAAAUAUUAAAACCAUGAUUGAGACAAACAGAGAAGAAAGUCAGAGUAGACUAUCACAUACAGAGGACCCAAGUUACGAUACCAUGAACUCCAACGCACAGUCAGCAGCCUUGCCAUCUGAGGCCUUGCCAGCCAACCUUCCCAUGCCCGAAUCAACCUUCACUUGCGGGUGCUGUUACGAGACGAUGGUUCAGCCGACGACGUUGAACUGUGGACACAGCUUCUGUCGGCUCUGUCUGGCCAGGUGGUGGAAGACUCAGAAGAGAACGACAUGUCCAGAGUGCAGGUACCCUUGGACUGGGUUCCCGCAUGUCAAUAUCAUUCUCAGGAGUACGAUAGAAAAGCUAUACCCUGCCCAGGUCAAAGAAAGGACAACAUCCUUGGAGUCGCCAACUAGCGCGACCAUUUUGGAAGAAUUCGAGGAGUUUGGGCAGCAGCUGGAAAAAGACCAGACGAAAGGCAAGACAUCAACGAAGGCUCCACGGGGAUUUGUCUGGGGAGUUCUGACUACGUUGGGGGUGGUCUUUGUCAUCCAGUUACUACUAAACUGGGGCAGUGGUGAUAGCAACAUGCUGGUGUACAAACCUCUAGGGACAUGGAAGUCAGAAGAAGUGUCUCAGUGGUUGUAUGAACUAGGCAGCUGGGCUGGUAACCAGUACAGUCAAAAGUUCCUGGAACAUAGUAUCAAUGGUAAUUUAUUAAUGGGAUUGAAUGACGAAUCUCAACUCAAGGAAGAACCUUUUAAUAUUGAGAACCCCUUACACAGACGAGCAAUACUAGCAGCCUUAGAGCGGAUCAAGCAGAGAGGCGCCAAACCGCCAAGAGAUUUCUGGGAGUAUAAGUCAUUACAUCGCGGUCUGUCAACAUUCCUCUUGUACGCCGUCAAAGAGUUCCCACGCAUCACGAUCUACUCAAUGUAUAUGUUCUAUUACGAAGACGUCUUCCUGCCUUUUAUUCACAUCACUUGCCCUAGUGGGAGUCACAAAGUUGACGAAGACAAUGUGGAGGGACUACCGAUGGCCAUGAACUAUAGUGAAAACAUUGAGUGGGACCAAUGGGUGGAGUUCAUUCCAAAGUUUGUCUUCUUACCUUACUACCUUAUGGCUCAGCUUUCCUGGGUGUGGCUCGACGUCAACUUCAUGCCCAUGAUCUUCAUUCUUGCCAACUGUGUGUUCCUGACAAUGAACGAGGCUAAAGCAAUAAGGACGGUCUUCAGGCACGGAUUAAAAAUGUUAGUUCCAACAAUCAAGAAGCCAGUUAACACCAUGUUGUUCCUGUUGGUCUCCGUGGUCAUGUGGCCACUGAUCCCAUCCAUCGUCUGUGAUUUUGCAUUCUACGUCUCCCUCUACUAUUCACCGUGUGGAAACUUCUAUACAGUCUUCAUGCAAUGACCCUACAAGAGCAACAAGAACUCUUAAAAAAGGGCACACACGUUAUUCAAUAGACCUUAUUAAAUGCAUUUACGUCAUCCAGCCAACAUCUUACAGGUAAAACGUUGACGCAACAAUAAAUAUGCACAGAUUUAUGUGCGCGGCGCAUAGGUUUGACCAAACUGUAGUCUCUACUUGACCUCUAGGUGAGGGCGCCCUACUGUUAUACAUUAUGUGCAUAAAAAGGGUCUAUAACCAAGCACUCGCCCAGUAAACGGCAAAUACUCUAACGGUGAGUCUGUUCCACUCUAGCGAACAUACAUGUAGGUGCAAUCUUCUACAAAAUUUGGGCGAAGGUAACAGUUGCAACAGGCUGUUUCAAAAGGUGUAUGCACGUUUACCCAAGUUUGUUGGACUGAUUCAUUUCAUGAUUAUUCAGUAUAUUGGCCAGUCUCAUGAUGAUAAACUGAGCAUUGGUUUUGUUUUUUAAUAAUAAGAAACUCUACUUUAUCUCAAUUCAGGUUUUUCUCACAGGCAUGCGACUUUUUCAGGAUUUUUCCUGAUAUCAAGAUUUUCUCAAAAUCUCCCUGAUGAGCCCUCAAAUUUUCUCUUGAUAGAGAUGAAACAGACACCUAAGGGAUAAGGCAAUACAUGUAGUCCACAUUGUGUCCACACGGGUAUUUUUUGGUUUCUGGUGAUGCACUGAGUCUGUAAACCUCCUGAACUGAACUGUGCUGGUAAUCUGUGGAAUAUGUUCCAGAUCUAGAAUGUGAGUGAAAUAAAUCUCUGAGCCAUUUAAACUUUGAGGAUUUUUCACAUUUGGCAAAUCUCACGCCUGUGCUAAGAACCAACACCUAUCUCUAGAUCUCCCCCAAACAAAUUUAUCAAGUAAUAAACCUCAGGGGGGAAACUGACAGGGUAAAUGUAAAGAUGAUUUUGGGUCGAUCAAAGAAAGAUUGACAAGAGCAGGACUUGAACCUGAGACCUCAGGAUUAACAUGCCUGCGCUCUACCAACUUACAUGUAGUUAUCUACAUUGUGUAGCCUUAAUGUUGGUAGUCUCUCUAUUUUGUCAAUAUCUUUGUUCGGGUGCCAAUCGGAAGACAUCAACAUGAUAAACCUGUAACUGCCCUAUAGCCAGGAAUCACACCCAAAUAAUAUUUAAUUUACAUGUUUGAUGUAGUCAUUUCAUGUAUUUACUUAGAUUUACCCGUAAACCUACUUGGCUCUUCCACCAUGCAAAUCUUAGUACCUAACCAUGCUAAUCAAUCAAAUAUUUCGUCAUCUGCUCAAGAAAUUUCAUUUUACGUACAACUUAAAGACGACAAUUUGAUUUUCAACAUUUCCUUCUAGUUUCAGAUUACAGUGUAUAUUUGUUUGAUUUGUUUUGUUGUUUGGUUUCAUUUGUGUAAAUUCGUAACUUUCAUUUUAAUUUUAAAAAGUGAUAUAAACACAACUUAUUCUUUUUGCAAAACAUUUCUUGACAACUAGAAUAAUCAACUAAUAUGUUCUCUUGUAUAAAUACAAACAACAUGCAUUACUUUAAAAACUCAUCUUCAAAACAGUACUUAUUGUUGGGUAUUUUUGUGUGAUUUUAAUUUGUUUGAUUGGAAUGAAGAUAUGGUACUGUUGUAAGUGUCAAUAAUAUGGUAUGAUAGUGAUCAAUUUUUCUCCAUAUUUUAUUUGAAUAAUUUUAUUUAAUUUAAUGUUUCCUGGAGAUUGGCCUAUAAUAACCAUUUCUUAGUUCUGUUCAUGGCAUCAAUGAAACCUUUGCCUUUGCUCAGAUUCUAGCCAAGCUAUUUGACAAAAGGGUGGUAAUGAUUUUAAAGCCUAUUUUAAAAGAUUAUAUUACAGUAAUUUUCGGAACAAAAGCCGCGGCUUGUGAAUUAAUUUUCAUGCAUUCAGCCUGUUCCAUGGCUUAUAUUUGAGCCAGAUUAAAGGCAGUGGACACUUGGUUAUUACUCAAAAUAAUUAUUAGCGUAAAACCUUUCUUGGUGACGAGUA